GUUAGUAAAAAACACAUACAUUAAACACAUAGAUACAGUUGGCAGAGACGUACAAGAACAAACACAUUUACUAGAGGUCAACCUUAUUAAUAGGAUGUACGAGGUAGAUGAUUUAGUCCCAAUUAAUGAUACUCAACAGGGACAAAUAAGAACAGAUGAUUUAGUCACAACUAAUGGUACUCAACAGGGACAAAUAAGAACAGAGGAUUUAGUCACAAUUAAUGGUACUCAACAGGGACAAAUAAGAACAGAGGAUUUAGUCACAAUCAAUGGUACUCAACAGGGACAAAUAAGAACAGAUGAUUUAGUCACAAUUAAUGGUACUCAACAGGGACAAAUAAGAACAGAGGAUUUAGUCACAAUUAAUGGUACUCAACAGGGACAAAUAAGAACAGAGGAUGGUAAUAGGCUUCAUAAAUGUGAUGUUUGUGCUCGAGAAUUUAGUCACAGUGGCUACUUACAGAGACACAUGAAAACACAUACUGAUGGAAAACGUCACAAAUGUGAUUUUUGUCAUAGAGAAUUUUUUCGAGGUUAUAACCUAAAAAUAAACGAGAGAACACAUACUGGAGAUAAACCUCAUGAUUGUGAUGUAUGUGGUAGAGGUUUUAGUCGGCUUAGUAGUUUGCAGAGACACAUGAGAACACACACAGGCGACAAACCUUAUGACUGUGGUGUAUGUGGUAAAGGAUUUAGUGAGCAAGGUUAUUUAAAGACUCACAUGAGAAUACAUAAGAGUGAUAUACACGAGAGAAUACAUACUAAAGAUAAACCUCAUGAUUGUGAUGUAUGUGGUAAAGGGUUUAGCCGACUCAGUCAUUUACGUAGACACAUGAGAACACAUACAGGCGACAAACCUCAUGGCUGUGAUGUAUGUGGUAAAGGAUUUAUUGAGCAAGGUAAUUUAAUGACUCACAUGAGAACACAUAAGGGUGAUAAACUCUAUGACUGUGAUGUAUGUGGUAAAAGGUUUAAGCAUGGUAAUGACGUGAAGAGACACAUGAUAACACACACUGGCGAAAAACGUCAUAAAUGUGAUGUAUGUGAGAAAGGGUUUAAUACGUCUAGUAAUUUACAGCGACACAUGAGAACACAUACAGGUGACAAACCUUAUGACUGUGAUGUAUGUGGUAAAGGAUUUAGUGCGCAAGAUAAUUUAAAGACACACAUGAGAAUACAUAAAGGGUGAUAAACCUUAUGACUGUGAUGUAUGUGGUAAAAGGUUUAGUGCGGCUGGUGACGUAAAGAGACACAUGGUAACACACACUGGCGAAAAACUUCAUAAAUGUGAUGUAUGUGGUAAAGGGUUUGGUCAUCAUUAUACUUUACUGAGACACGCCAGAACCCAUUCAGGUGCUUCACUUCAUUAUUGUGAUAUAUGUGGUAAAGGAUUGAGAAGCCAUCAUAAUUUACAAAGACACAUGAUAAUACAUACAGGUGAUAAACCUUAUGACUGUGAUGUAUGUGGUAAAGGAUUUAGUGUGCAAGGUAAUUUAAAGACUCACAAGAGAAUACAUACAGGUGAUAAUCCUUAUGACUGUGAUGUAUGUGGUAAAGUUUUUAGUCGGCCUGACAUUUUACAGGUUCACAUGAGAACACAUACAGUUGAUGAUAAUACUGAUAAACCACGUGACUGGGAUUUAUAAGGUUAACUCUACGUUAUUCACAAAUUCACACAAGCGAUAGCCUUUCAAAAAGUGCUAUAUUCGACUCUUAGCUGAUGAAAAUGGAAAAAAAAUCUAAUCGCUAAAAUAGAGACGACAAAUCCGACACUCUACGGGAUUGAAGAACAUUUACUAGGUUUGGAUUGUCCUAACCAAUCAAUAAAUUUUGAUUAUGCACGUCUUGUGAUAUCUUCCAAUCAGGUCGCAAGAAAAAUUCACUUCCUAAGUGUCCAUCGUUCAAUUCUUAAUAUCGACUCCUAGGAGUCAAAAAUGAGAACACAUACAUACGAUUAAACCUCCUGACUGUGAUGUAUGUGGUAAAGGAUUUAUUGAAAGUGGUGAAUUAACUUUAAAAGAGACAUAUUAGAAUAACUACUGGUGACAUUCGGCUAUCCUCGGUAAAAUCCGCUACUCUCCGGCUUCUAUCUUAGAUGAGGGUACGGAAUCGGCCGAGUUGAGAUGAAUGCUACUAGGGAUAAAUUACAAAGACAGGAUUUUUUUCAUCUGAAGACAUAAGACUUUUUAAUAUAUUCAUCCAUUAAAGAUUGUGUUAUUGUAAGAGCAUAAAUAUAUAUACUGAAGAUGCAUUUGGUUAAGAGUCCAGUAAGAGAGUAAGAGUUGUAAUUAAAAUAAUGUAAUCUUUAUUGCAAAACUACACCCAUGAGGGUCAAGCAAUACCAUCAAACAAUAAUUUUAUACUAUACAAUGCAAUACAAUAAAAUACAAUGUAAUACAAUGAAAUACAAAAUAAUACAAUACAAUUUAUAGAAUA
Messenger RNA from Mytilus trossulus (common blue mussel), 2436 nucleotides. RefSeq names its product zinc finger protein 239-like. The record is from RefSeq and is a predicted model, not a curated record. Gene Ontology annotation, cellular component: nucleus. Gene Ontology annotation, biological process: regulation of gene expression. Lineage: Eukaryota; Metazoa; Mollusca; Bivalvia; Mytilida; Mytilidae. The coding region runs from base 95 to 1189 and encodes 364 amino acids. The transcript is spliced from 2 exons.